AUGGUUGUUGAUUAUGUAAACAAGUGGGUGGAAGCGGUAGCUUUACCCACUAAUGAUGCUAAGGUGGUUAUAAAAUUUCUAAAGAAAAACAUUUUAACCAAAUAUGGGACCCCUCGUUGUCUCAUCAGCGAUGAUGGGAAACAUUUCAUUAACCGCCAACUUGAGAGAUUGUUGGAAAAAUAUGGAGUUAAACACAAGGUUGCAACCCCAUAUCAUCCACAGACCAGUGGUCUCAUUAAAGUCUCUAACCGAGAGGUUAAGAGGAUUUUGGAGAAGGUAGUCUACCCUUCUCGAAGAGACUGGUCUCUCAAGUUAGAUGAAGCAUUAUGGGCUUACAGAACACCCUUUGAAUGUUCCCCAUAUAUAAUAAUAUUUGGCAAAGCAUGCCACCUUCCUCUCGAACUAGAACACAAAGCGUACUGGGCAGUUUAUGCUCUCAACACGGAUGAGAAGGCAGCAGGAGAAAAGAGACUGCUACAACUUGAAGAGUUAGAAGAAUUCAGAGGGAACACACUGUUCCCAGGAAAACUCAAAUCAAGAUGGACUGGGUCAUACCAAAUUAUAAAUGAUGCAGGGAAUGGAGCUUUUGAGAUUCAAGGAUCUGAACGUGGCCGUUCUUUCAAAGUUAAUGGGCACAGGUUGAAGCUAUACACUGAUGAAACCUUCAAUGAAAAAGAGGAGAGUAUCCCUCUUUCUGAGUCCAGCUGA
Messenger RNA from Gastrolobium bilobum, 708 nucleotides. RefSeq lists its product as uncharacterized. The coding region runs from base 1 to 708 and encodes 235 amino acids. Gene Ontology annotation, biological process: DNA integration. Gene Ontology annotation, molecular function: nucleic acid binding. The transcript has 2 exons. The record is from RefSeq and is a predicted model, not a curated record. NCBI's taxonomy places the organism in Eukaryota, Viridiplantae, Streptophyta, Magnoliopsida, Fabales, Fabaceae.